AUGCAUCGUUGGACACCAUCAAUAUCACCAGUUCCAAUGACUUCAUUGGAUCAUAAUUCAAAAUUUGACAAUCAACGAAUAUGCUUAUAUUGCUGGAAAGUUUUUAUAUCUACAUUAAUUCUAUUAGUACUUCUUAGUUUUUGUAUUGUCUAUUCUAUACAAAAAGAAAUAUUUUUUCAACAAAAAUAUCAACAUAAACAACAAGAACAAUUUAAUCAACAACAACAAUUAUCAUUUGAUACAUAUAUUCAAGAUAUAUCAAAUAUACUUUUACAAAUAACAGAUAAAAAUUAUAUAGAUAAAAAAUUUCUUCUUCAUAUAGAAACAAAAACAUUAAUGAUAUUAAGAAAUUUAGAUAUUAACCGAAAAAAAGAUAUUAUUUUAUUUUUAUAUGAAAGAAAUCUUAUUCAAAAUAAUCAAUUAAAUUUAUAUGGAGCUAAUUUAAAUAAUGUUGAAUUAAUAUGUCCACAUGAUUUUCAUUAUUUUUAUUUACCUGGUGUAUUAUGGUCGAAUGCUAUAUUUAUUAAUUGUCAUUUAACAUUUGCUAAUUUAAAUCAUGCAUAUCUUAUUAAUGCUCGAUUUAUUAAUUCAACGCUUCGAAAUGCAUCAUUAAUUGAAACAAAAUUAGAUAAAAGCUAUUUUAUACAAACAAUAAUUAUGAAUGUUAAUUUUCAUGGAGCUUCACUUAUUCAAGCAGAUUUUCUUCAAGCUGAUAUUGUUCAAGGAAAUAAUUUUACAAAUGCUGAUUUAUAUCACGCUAAAUUAACUAAUGAUCAAUUAGAAGGAAAAAAAAUUUCAAUUAUUAAACAUGAUUUUUAUCAUGCACGAUUUCCUAAUGGGUCAUUUGGUUUAUUAAAUUCAGAAGAAAAUUUAAUUUCCAAUGGAAAUGCUGAAAUGGAGUGCUUUGCUGAUCAACAAACAACAUGGAAAACUGUUGAUCAUAAUAUGAUAUUAUCAACUGCAAAAAUUGAGAAUAUAACAAAUGACAAUGAAACAAUUAAUGAAAAUCAUUGGGGAAAUUGUUCAUUUAUCAUUUCACCUAAAACACGAAUCUAUCAAGAGAUUAAUUUACAUUCAUAUUCGGUUUUGAUUGAUACGAAUAAUGCUGCAUUUUCUUUCUUAGGUUUUGCUAAUUGUCAUCAAUCUUAUUUUGAAAUUAAUAUGUAUCAUUCGAAUGAUAUUUUACAUGCAUCAAGAAUUUAUUCAAAACCUUGGGAAAACAUGGAGUUAAAUAAGAAUAAAUCAAUGCAUGCAUAUGGUGAACAGCGAUAUAAUGUGUCAGCACAUACACGACGUAUUCAAAUUUAUUUUGGUAUUGAAAUAUCCGAAGAUAAUUUUUCAUGUUAUUUUGAUAAUAUUACUUUAACUAUUUAUCAAAGUCAAAUAAAAUAA
This is a messenger RNA of Rotaria sordida, 1392 nucleotides long. The record is from the annotation of a GenBank genome assembly. NCBI's taxonomy places the organism in Eukaryota, Metazoa, Rotifera, Eurotatoria, Philodinida, Philodinidae.